AGAGAGAGAGAGAGAGAGAGAGAGAGAGAGAGUAAUGGAGAAGAAGAGCAGGAUACUGAUAGUUGGAGCGACUGGAAAUCUGGGUUUCGAAAUAGCCAAAGCCAGCCUCCAAGCUUCUCAUCCCACGUAUGCCCUGGUCAGGGACUCCGCCUUCUGCGAUCCCCUGAAAUCCCUCAAGCUUCAAUCCCUCUCCGAUUCCGGCGCCACUCUUCUCAAGGGUUCGCUGCAAGAUGAGACGAGCCUCAUUGAAGCAAUCAAGCAAGUGGAAGUCGUGAUUUGUGCUGUUUCGUCUAAACAAGUCCUCGAUCAGAAGCUCCUCGUUGCGGCUAUCAAACAAGCUGGGUGUAUCAAGAGGCUCAUUCCAUCAGAGUUCGGAUUAGAUCCAAGUAAAGCACGGAUAUCUGGUCUGGACCACAACUUCUAUGCUAGGAAAGCAGAAAUUCGACAUCUUGUAGAAGCUGAGGGCAUUCCGCACACCUAUAUUUGCUGCAACUUCUUUACGAGCUACUUGCUUCCAUCAAUAGUGCAGCCAGGACUAAAGACCCCUCCGAGGGACAAAUUCACGAUAUUUGGAGAUGGCAAUGUAAAAGGUGUUUUUAUGAAGGAGAGUGAUGUUGCUGCCUUUACCAUCAGUACAGUGGAUGAUCCACGGACAUUGAAUAAGGCGGUCCACUUGAGGCCCCAAGGAAAUGUUUAUUCGAUGAAUGAGCUGCUUGAGCUUUGGGAGAGCAAGAUUGGGAAGAAGCUUGAGAAGAUUUAUGUGCCAGAGGAGGAGCUUCUCAAAAAAAUUAAAGAGACUCCAUAUCCAGACAACAUGAACAUGAUUUUCAUAUACGGUGUGUUUGUAAAAGGAGAUCAGACAUAUUUUGAUAUCGAGUCACCAGACGGUGUGGAUGGGACAAAGCUGUAUCCGCGUCUCAAAUACACUACAAUUAGCCAGUACUUAGACACACUUGUGUGAGGGUUCUCCCUUACCAAUGAAUUUAGGGAUUACACAUUCAUGUCAGAUUCAGAUCCUAACCGGUCCAUUGACAGACAGCCAGAGGAACAAGUUCUGGAGAAUGUCAAAGGUCAGUUGGGGCAUUGUUAUUGAAGUCUGCGAGUUAAGUAAAGACCCCUACGGCCUUGGCAGAAAAUCUUCCCAAUCCUACUUCUCGUCUUGUGAAUUGAGAUGUACGGAUGCUGUAAAAGAUAUCAGAAGUACCAUUUCUUUUUCUUUUUCUUUUCCUGUUUUUGCAGAGGAAUAAAAAUGAAAUAUUGAUCGGCCACUCUGCUUUUGUCAAGGGAGGUCACGCAGAAUUUGAGAUUGAACUGUUAUUUGGUUUGGAGGCAUUGGGGCUCAAAAACACUGAUGCCAAGUAUGUCACUGUUGAUGUACCUUAAUCAGGUUUUCUGAGGAUGAAACUUGGUGGUAGUUUCUCUGUUGUGAUCUGGAUUUUUUUUGUCAAUCUCAAUAAGAGAGAUCAUAUUGAUAGAAUA
Messenger RNA from Rhododendron vialii, 1479 nucleotides. Its product is annotated as probable pinoresinol-lariciresinol reductase 3. The record is from RefSeq and is a predicted model, not a curated record. NCBI's taxonomy places the organism in Eukaryota, Viridiplantae, Streptophyta, Magnoliopsida, Ericales, Ericaceae. The transcript has 5 exons. Gene Ontology annotation, molecular function: oxidoreductase activity. The coding region runs from base 35 to 961 and encodes 308 amino acids.